ACCAGUGUAUGAAGACCCCCGAGAACGUGAAGGAGUUACAGCAGUUCCUUAGCUUCGCUAACUACCAAAACAGGUUCGUGCCACAAUACGCGAAGAUCGCCGCGCCACUCACGAAUCUGCUAAAGAAGAACACGCCCUAUAAAUGGGAGCUACAACACAAGGAAGCCGUGGAGCAGCUGAAACAAGCACUCACGUCCGCACCCCUACUCAUCUUGCCAGACCCCGAACGCGACUACGUUAUCGAAGCUGACGCCAGCGACCAGGCAGUGGGAGCAGUCUUGAUGCAAGACCAGUGGAAUGGCCUGCAAACAAUUGCCUACCUCAGCAAAAAAUUACACGGAGCAGAACUCAACUACCCGAUACACGACAAGGAGGCCCUUGCUAUCAUCAUCGCCUUCAAAACGUGGAGAUGUUAUCUCGAAGGGCGCAAGACGACAGUCUACACCGACCAUUGCAGCCUAAAAUAUUUGAAGACGCAACCAAGCCUCUCUAGGCGGCAGGUCCGGUGGAUUGACUUCCUCGAGACACACUUCCAAUACGACAUCGUGUACAAGCCCGGCCACAAAAACAAAGCAGACGCGCUUAGCCGGCCUGCACACGUUGCCGCCAUCCAAGUUGAAGGGAUGAAUUCACUCCUCAAGGGACUCUUCAUGCACGGAGCAGCAAGCAGAAAAAGGCGGGUCUGCUACAGCCUCCUUCCUGUCCCAGAACAGGCAUGGCAAGUGGUAAACCUAGACUUCAUCACCGGGCUACCCACUACCACAAGCGGUCAUGACGCGAUCCUCGUCGUCAUUGACAAGUUCUCCACCAUAGGACACUUCAUCCCGACACACACCACAGCACGCACCGAGGAGACAGCACAACUCUUUGUUCGCUACAUCAUCUCACAACACGGCAUUCCGACCACACUCAUCUCCGACCGAGACCCUAUGUUCACCAACAAAUUCUGGAAAGAACUGAUGUCACUGCUCGGGACCAAACUCGCCAUGUCAUCCGUCUACCAUCCGCAGACAGAUGGACAGACCGAGCGCCUCAACCAAAUUGUGGAGCAACUCCUCUGCGCAGUCUGCAAGGACGACAACUCCAAAUGGGACUUGCAUCUGCCCAUCCUGGAGUUUGCGUACAACAAUGCUACUCACGCCACUACUGGACAGACGCCGUUCUUCCUCUGUUACGGACGCCACCCACUCAUACCUCAACAACCAACCAUACCAGCCACAGUCCAACCCGCUCAUGAUUUCAUCACGACCAUGCACAAACUUUGGGAUCGGACCCACAAGCGCCUUCUCGAUAUUCAGCAACAACAGAAGCGCCAAGCCGAUCGCCACCGCACAGACCACACCAUCACCAUGGGAGACCGAGUACUACUCGACACACGCAAUCUUGACAUCAGCCAUCUCCCAUCCAAACUGCAACCUCGCUUCUGCUGGCCUUUUCUCAUUGAAGCACAAGUCACUCCUGUUACCUUCCGCUUACGCCUGCCAGCUACCUGGAAGAUUCACAACGCCUUCCAUGUCCAACUCUUGAAGCCCUACCGAGAUCCCAACACGGUCUUCUCUGGACGUCAACCGCCACCGCCGCCGCCCGUCCUCGUCCAUGAUGAACCCGAGAACGAGGUCGAGUCCGUGCUUGCUCACCGUCGUCGACGGAAUGGCACCGUGGAGCUUCUCAUUCGUUGGAAGGGUUAUGAUCCUUCAGAGGAUAGUUGGAUCUCUCAAUCCAAGAUGGAUCACGCUCGUCGUCCUCUUCGCGACUACCUUGUUAAGCAGGGUGUCACGUCUACCACCCAGCUUUGAGGGGGGGAAGUGUGAGAGUACG
This is a messenger RNA of Closterium sp. NIES-67, 1818 nucleotides long. The record is from the annotation of a GenBank genome assembly. Lineage: Eukaryota; Viridiplantae; Streptophyta; Zygnematophyceae; Desmidiales; Closteriaceae.